GUGGAAUCUCAGAGAGGGCGGGACAGCGUGAGCGAGUGCGGCCGGAGCCCAAGGUCGGCUCCGCGGGGGGGGAGGGAAGGGGUGGGUCCUGUGACGUCAGCGAGUCCGAGCUGCCAGAGAGAAGCCUGGGGCCGGGGGCGCCGAGCGGGGAGAGCCCGGCCCCGAGAGCAGAGCCGCGGGAGCAGAGCGGGCGGCAACCGGCCGGGAGCCGGAGCCCCUCAGGCACCUGCUCGACCGCCCAGCCGAUCGGCGCUCACGGAGUGGCCCGCAGGCCCCCGCCCGGGCCCAGUCCCACCCCGGGCCCCCCCAUGGCCCGGGCCGCAGCUCUCUCGCCGUCGAGAUCGUCGCCGACGCUGCCACUCCUGCCGCUGCUGCUGCUGCUGCUGCUGCUGCUCCGGGAAACCGGAGCCCAGGAUGUGCAAGUUCGAGUGCCGCCCGAGGUGCGGGGCAACCUGGGGGGCACCGUGCAGCUACCGUGUCACCUGCUGCCGUCGGGACCGGAUGUCAGAGUCUCGCAGGUGACGUGGCUGCACGUGGACGCAACCGGCACCAGCAGGAGCGUGGCCGCCUUCCACCCUUCGUACGGGCCCAGCUUCCGCAGCCCAAAGCCCGGCGAAGAGCGGCUGUCCUUUGUCACCGCCGGGCAGAGCAGUGGGACCAGGCAGGGCACGGAGACGGAGCUGCGGGAUGCCACGCUGGCCCUCCGGGGACUGACGGUGGAGGAUGAGGGCAACUAUACCUGCGAAUUUGCCACGUUCCCCAGUGGCACCAGCCGGGGGACGACCUGGCUCCGGGCCGUAGCACAGCCCCAGAACCACGCUGAAACACAGGAGGUCACCCUGAGCCUGGAACCUGUGCCCGUGGCCCGCUGUGUCUCCGAGGGGGGCCGGCCACCCGCCCGAAUCUCCUGGUUCUCGCCCCUGGACGGGGAGGCCAGAGAGAGCCAGGUGUCCGGACCUGUGCCCGGCACAGUCACCGUCACCAGCCGCUUCACCUUGGUGCCCCUGAGUCGAGCGGAUGGUGUCAAGGUCACCUGCAAAGUGGAGCACGAGAGCUUUGAGGAGCCCAUCUUGCUGCCUGUUACCCUCUCCGUGCGCUACCCCCCUGAGGUCUCCAUUUCGGGCUAUGAUGACAACUGGUACCUCGGCCGCAGCGAGGCCACCCUGAACUGUGAUGUCCGCAGCAAACCAGAGCCCACAGGCUACGACUGGAGCACGACCGCAGGCGUCUUCCCCGCUUCCGCAGUAGCCCAGGGCCCCCAGCUGAUCAUCCACUCGGUGGACAAACUCGUCAACACCACGUUCGUCUGCACCGUCACCAACGCCGUGGGCACGGGCCAUGCUGAGCAGGUGGUCCUCGUCCGAGAGACCCCCAACACAGCAGGCGCAGGGGCCACGGGUGGCAUCAUUGGGGGCAUCAUCGCUGCCAUCAUUGCCACCGCUGUGGCCGCCACAGGCAUCCUCGUCUGCCGGCAGCAGCGGAAAGAGCAGAGGCUGCAGGGGCCAGAGGAGGAUGAUGAUCUGGAGGGGCCUCCCUCGUACAAGCCACCAACACCCAAGGCGAAGCUCGAGGAGCCAGAGAUGCCCUCCCAGCUCUUCACUCUUGGGGCCUCGGAGCACAGCCCGCUCAAGACUCCCUACUUUGAUGCUGGUGUCUCAUGUGCUGAGCAGGAUAUGCCUCGAUAUCAUGAGCUGCCCACCUUGGAAGAGAGGUCAGGGCCCCUGCUCCUGGGGGCUACAGGCCUGGGGUCACCCAUCCUGGUGCCUCCAGGGCCACCUGCUGUGGAGAGGGUUUCCCUGGACUUAGAGGAAGAGGAGGAGGAGGAAGAAGACUAUUUGGACAAGAUCAACCCCAUCUAUGACGCCCUGUCCUACUCUAGCCCCGCUGAUUCCUACCGGAGCAAAGGCUUUGUCAUGUCCCGAGCCAUGUAUGUGUGAGCUGCCGUGGCCCUGGCCUCUUGCCUCUCACUUUUUGAUCCCUCAACUUUCUGCCAGGCCAGGCCACUGUCAGUUAACACACAAAAAUGCAUCUCAUCUGUGACUUCUA
Molecule: messenger RNA, 2046 nt
Organism: Neofelis nebulosa (Clouded leopard)
Lineage: Eukaryota; Metazoa; Chordata; Mammalia; Carnivora; Felidae
Gene: NECTIN2
Product: nectin cell adhesion molecule 2
Exons: 9
Coding region: 309-1937 (542 amino acids)
Biological process (GO): positive regulation of T cell receptor signaling pathway; establishment of mitochondrion localization; positive regulation of natural killer cell mediated cytotoxicity directed against tumor cell target
Cellular component (GO): apical junction complex; focal adhesion; plasma membrane
Molecular function (GO): cell adhesion molecule binding
Source: RefSeq, a predicted model, not a curated record